CGAAAAGUAGUGGGGAACAAUAAAAAUCCGAAAUUAUAAGUGAAUUUGAAAAACUAAUUAUAUACUCACUGUGAAAAGUGAAGAAUUCUAUUCAGGGACUUUGAAAAGAAACUUUAUGAAAAUGUUCGCAAAAGUUUUAUCCACCAAACAUUUUCUUCUGUUUGCCGUGCUUGCUCUAUCCCUCUCACAGGCUUCUAGCAAUUGGCUAACAUGCUACUCUAAACCAAAUGGUGCAGUGUCUCCCGUUGCCGCAGACUGUCAUGUUUAUAUCUAUUGUUUGUAUGAAACACCAUUCACUUUACCCUGUCCUUUGGGCAUGGGCUUUAGUGUGUCAGCCGGCCGUUGUGUACAAUAUAGCCAAUCGGAUUGUGUAGCUGAUAAUGUGGCACCCACAGCAGCUCAUCGUCAACACAGAGGCACCUGUGAUAAUGAACAAAGACCCGAGAACAAACUAGCCUGUCAAGGUCAGCCCUUUGGAGAAUUGGUACCAUAUCCGGGAGAUUGUUCCAAGUUUUUGGUGUGUAAUUGUGAGUAUCCAACGGUGAAACAGUGUCCGAGCGGUACUUGGUUUGAUAACACAAUCAAGGUAUGUAAUUAUCCACAAAAUGUGAAUUGUGUUGAUGGGAAUGGGAGUGGCUCAACGGCGGCAACAACUAUUAUGACUACAGAGCUAACGACAAUGGAUGUUAUAACAACAACUCAUGAUUGGGGCAAAGAUUGUGAGGCUCCUGAUGGCAUGCAGGCUGAUAUUUGUUUGAAAUACAAUAAUGGCUUGCUGUUGCGUUAUCCCUAUAAUUGCAAUGCCUAUAUUAAUUGUACCAUGGGAUGUCCGGUUAUGAACUAUUGUCCAACUGACAAAGUUUUCAAUAACUUUUUAAAAAUUUGUGAUACCCCAGAUACGGCACAAUGUAUAGAGUUGCCUUUGCCAACUACCACCGAACAGCCCACAACUACCACAGAGGAAACUACUACCGAGCUAAUUACCACUACCGAUAUACCAGAACAGUGCCUAACUCCCUUGGCUGUAGACAAACAUAUUUGCUCUAAUCAAUACCAGGGCAGCUAUCUACCAUAUGACUACAACUGUACAGCCUAUGUGAUAUGCAAGGACGAGGAACCCUGUCUGGAAUAUUGUGAAAAUGGUAAAAUUUUCAAUUCCUUAUUGGGCAUCUGUGAUGAUGAUAUAGAAUGUCAUGAAUUACCUCUACCCAGCACUCCCCAGGAACCCGAAACCACCACAACAAUUUCCAUUACCCUGCCACCAGAUGUAGAUUCUGACUUGUGUCAGGGUAAACAGGAUUAUACCAUAUAUCCCUAUGAGGGAGAUUGUACACAAUAUUUGGAGUGUAAAGAUCAAGAAGUCAUAGUUGAGAACUGUCCCCAAGGCUGGCUAUUUAACUCAAAACUAAUGCUGUGUGAUGAAGCCUCAGAGGAUGUUUGUUAUACAGGAGCUAUUACCACAACUGAAGAGCCUACCACCACCGGAGAACCGGUUUAUGAUCUAUGUUUGGGCCAGCCGUUAGGCACCACUUUCCCUAACAAAGAAAAUUGCGCCCUGUAUUACUAUUGUCGAGGCAAUGGCCACUUUUAUGUGCUUCCUUGCCCCUAUAAUAAUUACUAUGAUCCCUAUUCGGGUAACUGUGGUCCUGAUGUUUCCAGCACCGCUUGUCUGGAACCUAUAACCACUACAGCAGCCACUACAACACAGGCCACAACUUUAAGUCCCUCGCAAAAGUGUGCCAAUGCAGCGGUCGGCAUCACCUAUCCGUAUGAGGAAAAUUGUGCCAAGUAUAUAUAUUGCAAGGGCAAUGGAGGAUUUUUACUAAUGAAUUGUCCCUAUAACAACUAUUACGAUCCGGUAUCGGGUGAUUGUGAGCCCAGUGAUGAUGUUGACAUAUGUCGCAAACCAACUACACCCGAGACAACCACCCCCGAAAUCUCCACUACCAUAUCACCAGCCACAACUCCCAAACCUGAGCCUGUUCUGGGUAUAUGUGGCAAUUAUAGCAAUGGCCAGCUUAUAAACUACCCCGAUAAUUGCCAGAAAUAUAUCAGCUGUGUUAGGCCCAUACCCAUAGGCUUUUAUUGCAACAAUAAUUGGUAUUUCAAUGAGCAGCAACAGAAAUGUGUGCCCGAUUCUGAGGGCACUUGCAUAGGCUUGCCUGCAAACGAAACAACAACAGCGGCCACCCCCAGUGAUAUUUGUCAGGGCCUUAAAGAAGGAGAUUCAGAAAUAUACAGCAGUAAUUGUCAGCUCUACUAUGAGUGCCUGGGUGAUGGUUAUUAUAUGUUAAAGACUUGUACUGAAGGCGAAUAUUUCGAUCCUCUUACUGGCCAGUGCAGUGCUCAAGUGGGCGCUGAAUACUGUAAGCAAAACUUUGAUACUACUCUAGCACCCCCAGCAAAACCUCAAGGCAUUUGUUCGGACCAACCAGAGGGCUGGAAAGUACCCUAUCCCCAUAAUUGCUCUAAAUAUAUAGAGUGUGCCAAGCCCAUACCCAUAGGUUUCAGUUGUAUGAGUGAUUUGGAAUUCAGCUCAGAAGCUCAGGAAUGUGUGGAGCCCUCGGCCUCAGAUUGUGGUCUUACCACAACCAACACACCCAGCAACACGCCCACUUUGCCCACACCUACUAAGCCUUAUAAUCAAUGUACAAAUAAACCAGAUUUUACCCUGCUGCCCUAUGAAGAAAACUGUACCAUGUUUAUUAUUUGCCUCGAAGAUAUGGAACAUUGGGCCUAUUGUAAAACAGGAGAAUACUUCGAUUUAACUGAAGCUAAAUGUUUGGCCAGUGCUAAUGAGGAGUCUUGUAGAGCCAGCAGUACCACUGAGCCUACAACUAUUACCACCCAAGAUCCCAAUUUGGGUCCAUGCUAUAACAAGCCAGAUGGCAGUAAAAUUCCCUAUCCCAAUAAUUGCACGAAAUAUAUAGAAUGUCAUUAUCCCUUAAAUGUGGGUUAUGAUUGUCCCCAAGGUUUGGAAUUCAGUGCCCAUUAUGAGGAGUGUGUUGAGCCCAACUUGGCUGACUGUAGCAUUAAAACUAGCCCCACCAUGCCAACGACAACAGAGAUCACCACCACUCCUCAGCCUGUUGAGACUUGUGAAAACAAACCUACUGGCACUACACUGUCCUAUCCAGAAGAUUGUUCCAAAUACUAUAUGUGCAUUAAUGGCCAAGAGAAAUUAACCAAUUGUAUGCCCCAAAGUUACUAUGAUCCAGCUACGGGAGAAUGUGACAAUGAUGUAUCCCCUACAGCUUGUCAGGGUCCUAUAGCUGCUACCACAACCACAGAAUCAUCGGAGACAAAUACUACCACUGCUCAAUCUCCACAAGGACCUUGUAGUGAUGAAUCCAAUGGUUUUAUCUAUGCCAAUGUACAGGACUGUUCUCAAUACUAUAUGUGCUUGGAUAGCUCUUCGGUAUUGUGUAAAUGCCAAAAUCAAACCUAUUACAAUCCCUAUACGGGAGAAUGUGAUGGCCAAACCUCAAAUUCCGAAUGCAAAGAACCAAUAACAUCAAGCACAGACGCUCCUGAAAUUACUACACCAAUUACUGAAACCCCGGACGGCAAUAUUUGUUGUGGCCAUAAAUCCGGUAGUUAUUUACCAUAUCCCGGCGAUAAUACUAAAUAUGUUAUAUGCCAAUAUCCCUUGCCGGAAGUCUACAGCUGUCCCGAGGGCAGUACCUACGAUGCCGAAAGCUUAAGCUGUAAAUUGGUGGCCACUUUUACAAUCUCAAAACCAGAAUGUACCCAAUUAAAUUAUGGGGAAAAAUAUGUCUAUAAAGGUGACUGCACUAAAUACUAUUUCUGUUAUGGCUCAGAAGCGGUAGUUUUGGAUUGCAGUUUCGAUUGGAACUACAAUCCGGCAAUAGAUCAAUGUGUGCCAAAGGUGCAAUAUAAAUGUCCCUGGUGAGAAGGAUCAGAAAAGGAAAAUAUACAUAUUUUAAGUUUAAAGCGAAAUUUAAUAAAUUUUAAUCAAUUUUAAUA
Messenger RNA from Calliphora vicina (urban bluebottle blowfly), 3987 nucleotides. RefSeq names its product chitin-binding domain protein cbd-1-like. The record is from RefSeq and is a predicted model, not a curated record. Gene Ontology annotation, molecular function: chitin binding. Gene Ontology annotation, cellular component: extracellular region. Lineage: Eukaryota; Metazoa; Arthropoda; Insecta; Diptera; Calliphoridae. The transcript has 2 exons. The coding region runs from base 116 to 3913 and encodes 1265 amino acids.